Molecule: messenger RNA, 1116 nt
Organism: Morchella importuna
Lineage: Eukaryota; Fungi; Ascomycota; Pezizomycetes; Pezizales; Morchellaceae
Exons: 2
Coding region: 1-1116 (371 amino acids)
Source: RefSeq, a predicted model, not a curated record
AUGAACUCCCAUUAUCAAGAAGAGACAAAAAGGUCACGAAAAUCUCUUAAUUUCAGUGAAAAUGAGGAGGAAGCGCCGCGGAAGAGGUCCAAAAGCAGCGAACUGAAUACAGAACAAAUUGUUUCAAUAUACGAUCUCGUUGAAGAGUUGCAAGACAAGGAGGAAAAAUUCUACAAUGGAAUCCAGAGACAGCUUGAGGUGUUCCAUAUAUUACAGCAAGCCCGAUAUGAGGAACUUAAGAAGGAUAUCUACAAUAUUAAGCGAAGGUUACCAGGGGAGAAGAUUUUAAAGCCUAAGUAUGAGACUAGCAGACGAGAGUCUUUUAGUGCCGAAAAAAGAUCACUAAAAUCCGAUUUCUCAUGCACUGGGUCUCCUGAACCACAACCUGAGACGGAACGCUCAAGGUCACCAGAAAAAGUCCGUUCACCAAUAAGGAACAGGAAUAAAACAGAGAGCCCAUUCUCGUCCACUAGGGCGGCUUCACUACCACCGCCUUCCCCUUCUCCUCCUCCCACCUCUUCUCUUUCUCCUCCUCCUCGGCUUUCUUCUUCUCCUCAACCUCCGCCUUCUCCUUCUCUACAACCACCGUCUCCCCCGCCUCCUCCACAAUCCGAACGUGCACGCCGGAAACUCCCCAAGAGAAACUAUGAGCCAAAGCUCUCCAUUCCGGGAGAUGAUGGAUUUAUACUUCUACCCCCCAAAUACGACGGUUCUGAUGGCGAAUUCGUUCCCAGCUCAUCUCGCCGAGAUCCUGAUGAUGAGCUUUCUCCCUAUAACUCAUCAACGAAUCAUGCCAAGAAGGGAAAAUCAAAACCUCGGAAAAGCAGUAUCAAAGGCCAAAGAAAGGAGAGCCCCAAAGAACUAGAAUUGAUCAGCAAGAGUAUUGGUACACCUGGUAUUGCAAAGAGAGAGACUUAUCAAAGCAACCUUCUUGGAUAUUGGACGAAAGGGGCGAAAGGUGGCGAACCACACAAAACCGCACCCUCGAAACGUUCAGCUACCAUCUCCCGACCUCCGCCUUCGCCUUCGCCUCCACCUACAUCGCCGCCCCCACCUCCGCCUCUACUAGCGAAGUGGAGAGUUGAAGCCCCCAGGCUGUCGGCUUCAACAAAUUAG